GGAAAGACUCAAAAGCAAUAGUAGAGACAGUCCGACGACGGAGCGAUGAAUCCGAUCCUUUCCGUGAUUUCUCAACUUUCAAUCCGAAGAAAAUCGCAAUCCAAAUAGAUUUUAUUCUUUCUGCACGAAUUUAGAGAGAGAAGAGAGAGAAAUGAAAGAGAAAUCUUCGAUGGACCACAGAAGAACAGCAACAUCAACGGCUCACGAAGGCGCUGCUCCUCAGAGAAGAUGGUCGAAUCUGAUGCCCCUCUUCGUCGCUCUCGUCGUCAUCUCUGAGCUCACCUUCCUCGGCCGCCUCGACAUGGCCAAGAACGCUGCCAUGAUGCAUUCCUGGACUAACUCAUUCAACUUCCCAUCGUUUUCGUCGUCGUCGAAGACUCUAUAUUCGGCAGAUGAAGAGGAAAUCGACGUUCCGAGUCUCGAUGAGAAGCGAGUCAGCGAUGGGAACUGCAAGAAUUGGUUGGAGCAAGAAGAUGCUGUGCCGUAUUCUAGGGAUUUCCGGAAGGACCCCAUUCUGGUUUCAGGCCUCGAUGAGGAGUGGAAUUCGUGCUCUGUGGGGUGUAAGUUUGGACAUGAUUCUGCGUCAGAUAAGAGACCUGAUGCUGCAUUUGGAUUACAUCAAGACCCAAAGACAGCUAGGGUCCUGCGAUCCAUGGAAUCCUCGCACUACUAUCCAGAGAACAACAUUGGUCAGGCACGACGGUGGGAGAGGGUACCAUGUUGUAAUGACAACUAGUCUCUCCUCUGAUGUUCCAGUUGGUUAUUUCUCAUGGGCCGAGUAUGACCUUAUGGCGCCAAUGCAUCCCAAGUCUGAGAGUGCCCAUGCAGCUGCCUUUAUUUCCAAUUGUGGAGCACGCAACUUUCGCUUGGAGGCCCUUGAUAUGUUAGAAAAGUUGAAUAUCAAGAUUGAUUCUUAUGGUGCUUGCCAUCGGAACAGUGAUGGCAGAGUGGACAAAUUAGACACUCUGAAGCGCUAUAAAUUCAGCUUGGCUUUCGAAAAUUCCAAUGAGGAAGACUAUGUCACAGAGAAAUUCUUCCAAUCUCUUGUUGCUGGUGCUGUCCCUGUGGUCAUUGGCGCUCCAAAUAUCCAAGAUUUCGCCCCUUCUCCCGUUUCAGUUUUACAUAUCAGAGAACUGAGCGAUGUUCCUUCCAUUGCCAAGACCAUGAAAUACCUUGCGGAAAAUCCCAAUGCCUAUAAUCAGUCAGUAAGGUGGAAGUACGAGGGUCCAUCUGAUUCUUUCAAGGCCCUUGUGGACAUGGCAGCAGUCCACUCAUCUUGCCGUCUAUGCAUUCAUCUCGCUACAAAGAUUAGAGAGCAAGAAGAAAAGAGCGCUAGGUUCCAGAAACGCCCCUGCAAUUGCACCAGUGGCCCAGGAAUUGUCUAUCACUUGUUUGUGAGGGAAAGAGGGAGGUUUGAGAUGGAGUCUAUCUUCCUGAGGUCUGGCGACUUGACCUUAAAAGCUAUGAAGUCUGCUGUGGUCGUGAAGUUUAAGUCCCUUAACCACAUACCCAUCUGGAAACAAGAAAGGCCGGAAAGUAUAAGAGGAGGGAACGAAUUGAAAGUUUACAGAAUAUAUCCCGUCGGCCUCACCCAAAGACAAGCCUUACACACCUUCAGAUUCAGCAGCGACGAUGAUUUCAGUAGAUACGUGGAAAGCAACCCCUGUGCCAAGUUCGAAGUUAUGUUCGUCUAGCAAUCCCUCACCCUACCUAACUUUGGGCCCAUCAUGACAGCGGGCCCCACUGGAACCUCAUUAGCUGGAGACUUGGAGUUCAGGUAAUUUCCGUUGACUUGUUUUGUUCUUCUCGUUUCACAUCUUGUAAUCUAAAUGUUUAUUCAUCAAGAUGAUUGAGUUGGAUAUACAGAAGAAAAGAUGGCCUGGUUUUUUUGGCACGAUGCAGUGAUGAUCCUGGUUUUGGGGAUAUCCCACUCGGAGGUUUGUUCAAAUACAUCUGAUGAAUUGUAAUACGAUACAUCCCGACUUAUCCUUUGACUCUGGGUCAUCUUCCAAUGAUCUAAACUGUUUAUACAAUGAGUGCCAUUAUUUAUGAUGGAGAGUCAACAUUUAAAUGCUCUCAAUUAGAUUAUUUCAA
Molecule: messenger RNA, 2094 nt
Organism: Magnolia sinica
Lineage: Eukaryota; Viridiplantae; Streptophyta; Magnoliopsida; Magnoliales; Magnoliaceae
Product: glycoprotein 3-alpha-L-fucosyltransferase A-like
Exons: 7
Coding region: 393-1694 (433 amino acids)
Cellular component (GO): membrane
Molecular function (GO): fucosyltransferase activity
Source: RefSeq, a predicted model, not a curated record